CUCUCGAUCAGUAAACAGUCUCUCUCUCUCUCUCUCAGUCACACCGGGGCUGGAGCAGCAGUUAACCCGAGCAGGGUGCGCCUCAGUCCCGCCUGACCCUCCUGAAAGGAUGGGGGGUUCCAGCAGAAGCAGCAGCAGCAGCAGCAGAAGUUGAGCUCGCAGACACCGGAUCCGGGUUCGGGUUCGGGACAGGGAGAGAACAACUACUCUGUGCUGACUUUGUUUGGAUUUAUUUUCUGGACCCGGACCACACCAACACCAACAUGCCGUUCGCCAAACGCGUCGUGGAGCCUCAGUUUCUGUGCCGACACCACAUACCGAACUCGGACGGUCUGCUGUUCGAGGACCUGGUGUGUACCAGUCAUGUGUCUCUGUCCCGGACUCUGCGCCAGCUGUCGGACUUGGCCAAACACGCGUGCUCCAUAUUCCAGGAGCUGGAGGGCGACCUCGCCUCCACCAGUCUGCGGGUCCGCGGGCUGCAGAGGAAGAUCGGCCGGCUCCAGGAGACCUGCUCCGGACUGGACCCUAAACAGGAGCCAGUGCCGGUGUCAAACCUGGACGUGGAGAGUAAACUGACGACACAUCACCGAGCGCCGUGGCAACAGCAGAGGAACGUCCUCCACCCGUCCACCAGACCAGCAUGUGUGGACGAGCUCCACGGACGAGCCGAGCUCAACCUGUGGAUGCUGCACCGAGAUCAACAGAGAGGACGAUCGGGCAGCAGCGAGCACAGAGUGACCAUCUCCAUCUCAGCCGUGCCGCCGAUGCCCCUGUACCCUUCUCCUCACCUCAGAGCCACGGGUUUAACCACGUUUGAAUCCACACGCUCCUCCUCCCCCACCGAAUGUUGUCGCUUAUCUCCCUGGAGCAGAAAGGCCACGCCCUCUGACCCCGACACUGACGGGGUGACUCUAGGUCACCGGUCUAAGUUUCCCAUCCCUAACGCCCCGUCCACGCUGGACAAGCAGACUAACUGGUCCAAAGCUCUGCCGCUGCCGACGCCUGAGGAGAGAAUGAAGAGCGAGUCUCAGGUCAUCGGCUCGUGUGUCGUCCCCAUUAAUGUCACCGGCGUCGUCUUCGACAGAGAUGCCAGUGUCCGCUGUUCACUCGUUCACUCUCAGUCUUUGCUUCAGAGGAGGAGGAAGCUGAGGAGACGCAGGACGGUCGCCGGUGUCCCCCGACAGCUGCAGCACGAUCUGGACUCUGACGAGUCUCCAGGGUCCAGAGAGCGGACAGUGAUCGUCCACUCCAGUCCAGACAUCACGCCAUCUAACGAGGAGCUGGACUGUCACCUCAGCACCAGAGACUCGGGCUGCCAGACCGAGGACUUCCUGAUCUCAGGGGCGCCGUCUCGCAGGAGGAUCAGGACUCAGAGGGUCCAGGGAGGCGUCUCCCUCUCUCGCUCUGCAGGAAACAUCUCGUCUCUGACGGAGCGCACCGACGCCAUGUUCACCGCCUCUCUGGAGGCACAGCUACGCUCCAGGAGUCUGCCCCGAGACGCCAGCAGGAUCCUGGACAGUGGACGCAACGACAGCGAGGAGGAGGAGGAGGAGGAGGAGGAGGACUUCCUGCCCGCUCCGGGGACGUUACUUCUGAAGGACGAGGAGGAGGAGAGCAUGGACGAGCAGGCCAGUGGUCUGACGUAUCAGCACCUGUCUGACAGUCCGGAGCACAUCUGGAUGGAGCGGACGUGCGAGAUCUCGUCCAGCUCCGACACCUUCAGCAGCCCCGUCCACUCCGUCUCAGCCGCCGCGGCGCUGACCGGACACAUGGACCACAAGGACGACCAUCAGUCCUCCAGCGGGAACUGGAGCGGGAGCAGCUCCACCUGCCCCUCCCAGACGUCAGAGACCCUCCCCCCCGCCGCGUCUCCACCCCUCACCGGCUCCUCCCACUGCGACUCGGAGCUCUCCCUGAACGCCGCCACCCACAACAACGACGACCCCGCCGGCUUCGUACUGGACCACUACCAGGGCCUGAGGACCCAGCGGACCGGUUCCUUCUCCUCCACAGCCAUGGACAUCUUAGAGGAAGCAGGAGUGAGCCCUCCACUGGAGCAGGAGUGGAACUACACCCGCGCCGAGCCGCCGCGCUCGCAGGACUUCAGCCCCGAGCCGAGCCUGGGCUGCCCGAGCUUCACCAGCAUGGUCACGUGUGAGAGCAGCUUCUCCGACAAGCCGCCGUCAGAGAAGGCAGACACGGUGUCGCAUUACUCUGUGGACACCGAGGGCUACUACACGUCCAUGCACUUCGACUGCGGCCUGAAAGAAAGCAGGAGCUUCACGUAUAAUAACAAUCAUAACUACAGCCUGUCGGACCUGAGCGGUCACAUGACUCUGACCAGACGCUGUCUUUCUUUGAGGAAACCGAAGGCCAAGCCGUCACCGCCGAAGAGGAGCUCAUCGCUGAGGAAAAUAUGCAGCGAGGAAAACUUCCCCGACCACGAGGAGCCAAAGAUCUCAUGCGGGCAACAACUCCCGUCCUCGUCCACAGAGAGGAGGCUGCAGCUGGUUUUACCCGGCGCUGCGGGUCACAUGGAGAACUCCUCCCUCUCCUCAGAGCCAUUCGUGGUGUGGGGGGUGGAGGACCAGCCGGACUUUGGUGCUUUCCGCUCCACAGACGCUCAUUCCUUUAAGGACGAGGGCGUGGUCCAGUCGGACUACGCGGAUCUGUGGCUGCUGAGCGACUUCAAGUCCAGCGAUCCUUACCGGUCUCUGUCCAACUCCAGCACGGCCACGGGGACGACGGUCGUCGAGUGCGUCAGGUCGCAGGAGAGCUCCGAGUCGCAGUCCGGCUCCAGAGCCACCACUCCCUCACUCCCAUCAGUGGAGGGCGAGUUCAGGCUGACAUCACCGGAGAAGCUGGGUGGCCUCGCCAGCCCGUCCAGCGGCUACUCCAGUCAGUCAGAAACCCCCACCUCCUCCUCCUUCCCCUCCGCCUUCUUCCCCGGCCCGCUGUCGCCAACCGGCCACAAGAGGAAGCCCAAAGUCCCCGAGAGGAAGUCGUCUCUCUCCUCCCUGUCGCUGCACCGGGACGCCGCCGCGCCGACGAAGAGGAACCUGGAGCUGCCCAUGAUCCCGCCCUCCCACCUCGACCUCAGCGUCCUUCACUGCGUCAACAAGGUCUCAGAUUACAGGACUCAGAUCCAGAUCCUCCAGCAAAACAAACAGAAACCUGCAGUAACAGCCAAACCUGAGGCGUUUAGCCCCGCCCACACCAUGACCAUCACGCCCACAGUGCUUCACUCAGUCCAGCUACGGUCCAUCGAGGACAAAACUCCAAAAUGUCCCACGUCACAUCUGCAUCACACGUCGUCAGAGGAGGCGUUUAUGUCGCCGCCAGAAGACGACGCAGCGAGACACCAACAGGACGGAGACGACGGCGUCUUAGAGAGCGCCGCCGCGGUGCACGAGCUGCGGUCAGAACCGCUGGAUGUUUGUGACGUGACCACAGGUCAGGAAGAAGACGUGUGCAGAGAGACGAGGACAGAGACGUGUGAAGACCACGUGUGUUUGUCUUCGGCCGCUCUGCUCAGCUCUGUGAGGAGAUCGGACAGCGUGGACAGCCCAUUACAGGAGACGCACGUGAGCGCCAGGUGUUUCCAUGACGACGGCGACAACAGAGACGACGAAUGCGAGUCGUCGGGUGUCUCUGCUCAAACUUCCUUGAAGGACGAGAAGGACGAGUCCAUGCCGGGGACAGAAGAUGAUUUCACUCAAGAGUCCACUCCCAGUGAAACCGACUCCAGGUCGGAGGACGACGGCGUGUUUGUGUCGCCCACCAGAAGUCGCACCACGGAGGAUCUGUUCGCGAUGAUUCACAGGUCCAAGCGGAAAGUGUUGGGUCGCAAAGACUCGGGCGAGGUUGCCGCGAGGAACCGCCUCAACGCUGCGUCAGCGAGCACGCCCCCCGGUGGCAGCACCUGCGCCCCGAGCUCCCCGCUCUCCGCGGCGUUGCCUGCCUCCUCCGCCGCGACGCCGCCGGGCCUUCAGCGGGUUUCCGGACCGAUCUACAGGAACGCCAAGAAGUCCAGCACGUCCAACGAGGAGUUCAAACUGCUGCUGCUGCGGAAAGGCAGCCGCUCCGACUCCAGCUACCGCAUGUCAGCGACCGAGAUCCUCAAGAGUCCGGUGACACCCAAGUCCCACGCAGAUUCUCUGAUCGAGUCGCCACGGCAACCCGACGAUGGCGACGCCGACGCCGCCUCGCCGUCGCCAUCGCCGCUGAGCUCAGAUCAGCUGUUCUUCCCCAGAGCCAACGCUGAAGGUUUCUCCCCGAAAUCCUUCCCCGUGUGCGCCGCGUCACGUCAGGGUCGCUCCAGAAUCCCACCGCCCGCCAACAGCAGCCGCUAUGGCGCCCGCUCCAGACUUUACUCCGCCCCCAUGCAGGCGAUUUCAGAGGGCGAGACUGAAAACUCAGACGGGAGUCCUCACGACGAGCGACCGGCACAGGGGUCCACGUAGAAAACUACAAGAGUUGGUAUGAAAUGGUGUUUUUUUAGUUUAUGGACGUUUGAAUAUUUAUGAAAGAAAAGUUUGUUUUUCUGUGAAUAAUUAAAAUAUUUUAUAUAUAAAUAUUAUUUCUUGAAAAACCACUUCAUUGAGGAAAUAAGUAGAUUAACGAAUAAUCUGCUCACCAUGUCUUUUUUUAUCGUGGAGAUUUUUCAUUGUUUCAUUCAAACAGCAACAAACGUUUUGACGCAAAGUCACCAUAGAAGGAGAGGGCGGGGCUAAAAGUGAGCGAGGACGUGAGUUUACGUGGAGUAAACGCAGUGCGAUAAAUCGUGUGAAUGCACCACAACUGUUUUAUUGAUCGUCUGUGUUUUAUUUU
Solea senegalensis (Senegalese sole) is the source of this 4830-nucleotide messenger RNA. It is a transcript of the gene nhsa, whose product is annotated as Nance-Horan syndrome a (congenital cataracts and dental anomalies). Lineage: Eukaryota; Metazoa; Chordata; Actinopteri; Pleuronectiformes; Soleidae. The transcript is spliced from 9 exons. The coding region runs from base 264 to 4463 and encodes 1399 amino acids. The record is from RefSeq and is a predicted model, not a curated record. Gene Ontology annotation, biological process: cell differentiation; lens development in camera-type eye.